CUCCACAACACCCUGGGGCAGCUGCCGCUACUCAGUGCCUUGCUGGCAGAGCUGUCGGUGCUCACCCACAGCACCAUGCCUGCUGCUGUCCAUCCCCAUCUGGCCUGGCUCUACCAGGCCCGUGGGGGUGGUGGCACGGCCUCACGGGCCCCCAGCCCUAGCCAUUCCUCUGCACUCAAGCCUGCAGAGGCACCUGUGGGGCCUGGUGGGAGCAGUGGAGCUGCCAGCCCUCAAUGCAAGCAAGGCCAGCAAGCGGCCACCUCACUAAGGUCUUCUCAGGCUGUGAGAGUACAGAAGAAAGCUGUACCCCAGGGAGAGAGAGGCUCUGAAAGAAACUGCAAAACUAAGGAAAACAGGCCUCCCAGAAGGAAACUGUUGUACGGGCUGACAAAUACACUGAGGCUACGGCUGCAGCGGACCAACCCUGAUAAGCUGAUAAUUCAUGAAAGGAGAGAACAGUACAGAAAAAAGCAAAUGGAGAUGCUGAAGGAGAGAAGCCCUUUAUCCAAAAGAAAGCUGCUCAGAAAUGCUGGAGAACAGGACGUGGUUUCUUACAGGCAUUGUAGCAAGGAAGACAGUUCAAAGCAGAAUAAUCAGUUUGAUAAAACUGUUGAGACUUCAUUACAAAACAGUGCUCUCUCAAAGUACCUCUCCAUGACAGGAGAUGUGUCCCCUGACCUGCAGAAACAAGCUACUGAAAGUCUCUUGAAGAACGAUAAAAUUGUAACCAAGGAACAUCCAUGCAAAGCAACUACAGCCCCCUUAGUGGAUGAACCUGUAUUAAAAUCUGAUCACGGGGAAAAGUAUGCGAAAGUCCAACUCCCAGCAGCUUUCCCGUCAGAUGCUAAUGCAAAGGGAAGUAAUGAGGAAGCAAUACACUUAAUCCAUACUAAAACCACGAAGCGUGAUGAUGCAUCUGUUGUAAGUGAUCAUAAACCAAGCCCCAGCAGGAGUGUUGAAAACAACUCUGAAUUCAUAUACUCAGAUGACUUUGUUGCUAGUCCUGAGAACACAGUUUAUUCCGAAGAUUUCACCAGUGCUGAGUGUACGGGCAGAGACUCGGAAGCUCUUGACAGCAGUCCUGAACCUCAGUGGCUUGAAAGCCCAAAGCGAGGUUGGUCAGAUACAGAGCUGGAAUCCAGCAGGUCUAGAAUUUCAAAGACAAGUCAAAGAGCUGAAAGUACUUCAGAUCUUCUGCCAGUUCCUUCAGUUUCAUCUCCAGUCCAGUCUUCGAUGAGAAACCGUGGCUUAAAAACCAGCAUGCAAAGUAGUGGUGAAUCCAUUGAUUCGCUUAAUGAUGCCUCCAUUCGAGCAAGGUUAUUAGCUGAAGAGCAGGAAGCCCAACAGAUCAGUAAGAAAGAGAAGAGGGGUGAUCAGCGUAUUAAAGAAGUAUCUACACUGAGAAACAAACGAGUUAGCUCUGAUACUGAUCGGAAUAUAGGUAAGGAGCAGACGUCUGCAGGAAAAAGCCAGUCAGAAACUCAAGUUAGCUCUUACUUGCCAUCUAACAUGUCUGAUCUUGAACUUGGUGUCCUGGAAAACAGUAUGUCAGAUAAAGAGGAUGAUUUUCUGGGAACACUACGUGUUCCUAAUCAAUACAAAGACAUUAGUGAUCUUGUAAUAAACAAACUUCCAGGAUACACAAUGUAA
Messenger RNA from Tauraco erythrolophus (red-crested turaco), 1650 nucleotides. It is a transcript of the gene MAP10, whose product is annotated as microtubule associated protein 10. Gene Ontology annotation, molecular function: microtubule binding. The record is from RefSeq and is a predicted model, not a curated record. Gene Ontology annotation, cellular component: cytoplasmic microtubule; mitotic spindle pole; mitotic spindle midzone. Gene Ontology annotation, biological process: mitotic spindle midzone assembly; cytoplasmic microtubule organization; positive regulation of cytokinesis. NCBI's taxonomy places the organism in Eukaryota, Metazoa, Chordata, Aves, Musophagiformes, Musophagidae.